Salvia hispanica is the source of this 1132-nucleotide messenger RNA. The record is from RefSeq and is a predicted model, not a curated record. Lineage: Eukaryota; Viridiplantae; Streptophyta; Magnoliopsida; Lamiales; Lamiaceae.
UUUGUUUGACAGAAUAAACAACUAAGAACAUGGCUGCUGCGAGUGGAACCAAUGAUUUAUCUUCAGAGAUGGAGCUGGAUGCUUUUCGGCGGCUUUUUCCUCUAUGUUUUCACGAACGACAUCUCCUUGAAUCUAUAAGGCCCGAUGGGCGCCCCCUUGGAAGAGCUAGAGACACUUCGCUUAGUCUUGGAGCUGUUGCAUCUGCUAAUGGAUCAGCUCUAGCAAAGAUAGGAUGCACUACUAUGUUGGCUGCCAUUAAAUUGGAAGUCAUGACUCCAACUGUAGAGGCACCUGAUGAAGGAUGCAUAGCCAUUGACUUUCACAUGCCUCCGAUUUGUUCUCCACUAAUUCGCCCUGGCAGGCCUGCAGAGGUGGCUCCAGUGAUAUCUAAGCAAUUAUCUGACACCAUCUUGAGUUCUGGCAUGAUUGAUCUGAAAGAGUUAUGCUUGGUCAGCGGCAAGGCUGCUUGGAUGGCCUAUCUGGACAUAUACUGUUUGGAUGCAGAUGGCGCCCUUUUUGAUGCAGCAUUGCUUUCAGCGGUGGCUGCCUUCUCACAUUUGCAAAUUCCUGUAGUCUCUCUCAAUGAUGACGGGAGAAUAGUUCUUGUGUCUGAGGAGAACGGUGGAUCAAUGAAGGAAAAGGAACCUGUCAAUAAGGAAAAGAUAAAGCUUAAGAUGAACAGUCAGCCUUUCUCCUUAACAUGUAUUCUUCACAAGAACUACAUUCUAGCAGAUCCAACCUCUGAGGAAGAGUCCAUCAUGGAAACUUACCUGACAGUUGUGCUGGAUACGAAUUAUCAGCUUGUGUCUCUCAAUAAACCAGGUGGACCAGGUUUAGCAAGCACAUCAUCGAUCCAGGAUUGCAUAGUAUUAGCACGGAAACGAGUGAAAGAACUUCAGCAGAUCUUGAGUGAAGCAAUUUCUGAUAUGGAAGUUGACUGAGUUUUUAAUGAACUGGAUUGUAGUUUGUAGUUUUCUACUAUAUUUUUUUAAAAAAUUUGAGUUUUGACAUAUUUUGCUUUUUUCUGUUGUAGCUGUAGAAGAGGAAUUCGUAACCUGAGAUUAGAAAUGAGUUCAUACGAUGCAAUGAAGUGAUUUUUGCUGUGAAGUUCUAUGAACUUCUUUAUACUGUC